Messenger RNA from Epithele typhae, 420 nucleotides. RefSeq lists its product as uncharacterized. The coding region runs from base 1 to 420 and encodes 139 amino acids. The record is from RefSeq and is a predicted model, not a curated record. Lineage: Eukaryota; Fungi; Basidiomycota; Agaricomycetes; Polyporales; Epitheliaceae. The transcript has a single exon.
AUGCUGGCGGUGCGGCUGAAGUCUGAGUGGCGGGAACAAUACAGCAACUCGCGCCCAUACGCGGGUCACGACUUCCUGAGGUUGCGGGUGUUCGACCCACCAAAACACACAACCAGGGCUGCGCUGGGAGCGCACGGACACUCGCCUGCAGCGAUGUCUCGCUUCUGCCGCGCGGUGCUCAAUCAUGCGCCCGUCGGAUCGUUCCGAGCGCGUUUCUUCAAGGGUGAACCCACGGAAUGCCCCAAGUGUCAUGUGCUGCAAAGCCGCAGCCACAUACUGCUCGAAUGCACGAGGUAUGAACGCCGGUGGCGCUGCGGAGGCGAGAUGGAUUUCCUGCAGCGCCUCGAGGCGUACCAAGACCUCAAUGCUUUCAUCAGCAAGAACGAUGGCGCAUUCACGUUCGCGGACGCGCCGUCAUAA